Molecule: messenger RNA, 2570 nt
Organism: Argentina anserina (silverweed cinquefoil)
Lineage: Eukaryota; Viridiplantae; Streptophyta; Magnoliopsida; Rosales; Rosaceae
Product: LEAF RUST 10 DISEASE-RESISTANCE LOCUS RECEPTOR-LIKE PROTEIN KINASE-like 1.1
Exons: 5
Coding region: 34-2397 (787 amino acids)
Biological process (GO): protein phosphorylation
Molecular function (GO): ATP binding; polysaccharide binding; protein kinase activity
Source: RefSeq, a predicted model, not a curated record
UGUUCUGGUUGUUGUUCAGCUGGGAAUUCUUGGAUGGCUCCUGUCACCUUGUUUAUUUCAUUUCUUCUCACUUAUCUUGUUGUUCUUCACUCUGCUGCAGAAGAGACAGUCUCCAAACUUUGUGCCCCCACCUUCUGUAAAGAUGUCAGCAUCUCUUUCCCCUUCAGAUAUAAGGAACAUUCUCCUGAAUGCGGAUUGUUUCCUCUUAAUUGUUCUGAAGGGCUUCCUCCGAGGAUCCAACUCAAAGAGGGAGAAGACUGGCAUGAAUUUACUAAAAUCUCAAAGAGCGAGGACACUGGCAUCUAUGAUAUUUCUAUCAUCGUCAGCAAAGAUCUUCAGCAGCUCUUAGAAAGUCGUCCUUGCAGUGAUGACAACUUCGAGAAAUUAAGUCUUCCCAGCCCUACUCCAAGAUUCAGUGUGUCCUCCACAUCCACUAUGACCCUGUUAAAAUGCAGCAAUAUCCUGGAUAGAUAUAAAUUGGAUCAUAAUCGUCUUAGAUUCGGCUGCAUAAGUGCUUCCCAUACUUAUUAUUAUUUUGCUCCCAAUAAUAUACCAUGGCCGCCUUUACCACAGUGUUCAGUUGUUCAGCUCCCCCUUAUUGCGGGGUGGAAUAUUUCGAAUCAACAUAACACUAUCCUCACUACUAACUUCAUCCUGCAAGUGACAGUAUCCGAAGAAAUGGAAGAAUGUUUUGAAUGCUAUUCUAGAGGAGGCAUAUGCCUGCUGCCACACGUGGGACAACCUAAUUAUUGUUCAGUAGCACCAAAAGGAAAAAGCUACUUGAAUUUGAAGCUAGGACUAGGUAUCGGACUUGGAGUACCAGCACUUCUUGCAGCAUGCUUUUUUAUUCUAUGGUGUUACAGACAAAAAUGUGGUUCUUCAAACUUGCUAUUAUCAACGAACACUCCAAAUUCAGACCUAGAAGGGCGCAGCGUCUACCUUGGUGUUCCAGUCUUCACCUAUAAAGAACUUGAGGAAGCAACUAAUCAUUUUGAUUGUGAGAAAGAAAUUGGAGAUGGAGGUUUCGGGAUUGUAUACCAUGGCAAACUCAAAGAUGGCCGAGAAGUUGCGGUCAAGCGAUUAUACGAGCACAACUCCAGACGAGUAGAACAAUUUAUGAAUGAGAUUGAAAUCCUUACUCAUCUGCGCCACAAACAUUUAGUCACACUUUAUGGAUGUACUUCAGGCCGCAGCCGUGAUCUCCUUCUUGUAUACGAGUACAUUUCUAAUGGCACUGUUGCUGAUCAUCUCCAUGGAGACCGAGCUGCCACAGGCUCACUCACAUGGCCGAUUCGCCUGAAAAUUGCCAAAGAAACUGCAAGCGCAUUGUUUUACCUAUAUGCUUCGGAUAUAGUACACCGAGAUGUGAAGACUACCAACAUUCUCAUUGACAGCAACUUUACUGUGAAAGUUGCUGAUUUUGGGAUCUCCCGGUUUUUCCCCCUUGAUGCCACUCAUGUCUCAACUGCACCACAAGGCACCCCUGGUUAUGUUGAUCCAGAGUAUCACGAAUGCUUCCAGCUAACUCCAAAGAGUGAUGUUUAUAGUUUUGGGGUUGUUCUCAUUGAGCUUAUAUCAUCAUUACCAGCAGUUGAUAUAAUGAGGCAUAGGGAGGAAAUCAAUCUGUCUAACAUAGCCAUAAACAGGAUUCAGAAUGGCUUAUACAGUGAGCUGGUGGAUUCAUGUCUUGGUUUUGAGUCCGAUCAUGAAGUUAGAAGGACGACCAUUGCAGUGGCGGACUUGGCUUUUCAAUGUCUUCAGCAGGAUAGGGAUGCAAGGCCUAACAUGUAUGAGGUUUUGGAGGCUUUGAAGAAUCUAAAUACAACAGGCUGCGAUGCAAGGAUGGAAGACAGUAUACAGCCAUCUCCUUCACCACAUUGUGACCGGAUCGGCUUGUUGAAGAACACGAAGGCAGGAUCUUCACCAACUUCCGUGAUAGGAACCUGGACGAGCAGUAGUCUCACUGUUCAUGCUCGAUCUCCGGCACCACCUCUUCCACAAGCACCUUCUGCUCCCCUUCAUCGACGCGGACCACCACCAGGCUUCGGGAAUCAGCCUCGUCCUCCUUGUUCUUAUUGCCAUGAUACUAACCAUGCUCGUGCGACCUGUUGGAAAUUAUAUCCACACCUUAGGCCUAAGAGGCCUAAUUAUCCCCGGGCUAAAGCAGCUCUUGAAUUAGUUCCGGAACCUGAUAUCUAUGGUGUGGUUGGGCAUGAUCAUCAUACUGCUGGAGGAGCACCUACAACCUCCGUCGUUGGCCGUGGUCAAAUUGGGUCUUCUCACCGGACGGGUAAUUGGUCGGGGGUAUCUAAGGGGCCAGUUGUUUCAUCUGGAUCUGACAUACGCAGGGGACAAACCAGGGGGACAGUCUCGGACCGCUUUACUCUCCACUUCUGACAAGCUAAGUGAAGUUUGGUUAUGACAUCGUCGCUUAGGGCAUCCAUCUUUUAGUGUUAUGAAAAAAUCCAUGCCUACUUUAUUUAUUAGUGUGGACGAGUCUUGUUUAUGUUGUGAGACAUGUGUUUUAGGCAAGAGCCAUCGAUCUACUUAUUCCCCUAGUACUUCUCCUA